AUGACAGGUUUGAUGAAGAAACAUGGCAUCAUUCACAAGGUGGCGAUGGCUUACCAUCCCCAAACAAAUGGCCAAGCCGAUGUGUCUAAUAGAGAGAUCAUGCACAUACUCAAGAAGAUUGUUAAACCUCAUAGAAGGGACUGGAGCUCCAGGCUUGGAGAUGCGCUAUGGGCUUAUCGGACAGCUUACAAGACACCCAUUGGCAUGAGUCUAUUCCGCCUAGUCUACGGAAAGGCUUGUCACCUUCCGGUAGAGGUGAAACACAAAGCUUAUUGGGCUGUGAAGGAAUGCAACUCAGGAUUGGAAGGAGCCAGAAUUGAAAGAAAAUUACAACUAGAGGAAUUGGAGUGCCUUCGCCUAGAGGCGUAUGAAAACUCAAGGCUCUACAAAGAAAAGUUGAAGGCAGUGCACGAUAAGAACAUUAAGAGAAGAGAGUUUAGAGUUGGGGAUCAAGUCCUUCUCUACAACUCAAGGUUGAGAUUAAUGCCGGGCAAACUGAGGUCACGAUGGGAUAGACCUUACAUGGUGGAGAAGGUUAAACCGUAUGGAGUUACGAUGGGAUGGACCUUACAUGGUGGAGAAGGUUGA
Arachis ipaensis is the source of this 588-nucleotide messenger RNA. RefSeq lists its product as uncharacterized. NCBI's taxonomy places the organism in Eukaryota, Viridiplantae, Streptophyta, Magnoliopsida, Fabales, Fabaceae. Gene Ontology annotation, molecular function: nucleic acid binding. The record is from RefSeq and is a predicted model, not a curated record.